UGCUCCAAUAGGCCAAGGUUAUGGUCUUACUGAAACCUGUGCUGGUGGAACAUUCAGUGAUUAUGAUGAUACUUCUGUCGGACGUGUUGGUCCUCCACUCCCCUGCUCAUACAUCAAGUUGAUAGAUUGGGCUGAGGGUGGAUAUCUAACAAGUGAUUCCCCAAUGCCUCGAGGUGAGAUUGUUAUUGGUGGACCAAAUGUUACCGUCGGAUAUUUCAAAAAUGAGGAGAAGUCGAAAGAAGUAUACAAGGUUGACGAGAGAGGAAUGAGUUGGUUCUACACAGGUGACAUAGGGCAGUUUCAUGCAGAUGGUUGCCUUGAGAUAAUUGACCGUAAAAAGGACAUUGUUAAACUUCAGCACGGAGAAUAUGUUUCCUUGGGAAAGGUCGAGGCUGCUCUUAGCAUCAGUCCCUAUGUCGACAAUAUAAUGUUGCAUGCCAAUCCUUUCCAUAGUUAUUGUGUAGCUAUAGUGGUGGCCGCUCAAGCUGCUGUGGAAGGCUGGGCUAAGAAGCACGGUAUUGACUUUGGCGAUUUCCCAGAGUUAUGUCAGAAUGAAGAAACUGUCAAGGAAGUAUAUGCUUCCUUAGUGAAGGCAGCGAAGGCUGCUCGUUUGGAAAAGUUUGAGAUCCCAGCGAAGAUCAAGUUGCUUGCGGAAGCAUGGACCCCAGAAUCAGGCCUUGUUACUGCAGCUUUGAAGCUCAAGAGGGAUGUCAUUAGGAAGGCCUUCUCAGAUGAACUAGCUCAAUUAUAUUCCUCAUGAUUAUACAGAGAUAGCAUCUCAUUUUUUUGUUUUUGGAGAAAACUAAAAUCAAGAUUCCUCAAUAAAUAUUUGUAAACUAUGGCCUUUUUUAUAUGUGAUUACUUUUGGUAUGUGGCAU
Molecule: messenger RNA, 878 nt
Organism: Nicotiana tabacum (common tobacco)
Lineage: Eukaryota; Viridiplantae; Streptophyta; Magnoliopsida; Solanales; Solanaceae
Source: RefSeq, a predicted model, not a curated record